Molecule: messenger RNA, 1762 nt
Organism: Hordeum vulgare subsp. vulgare (domesticated barley)
Lineage: Eukaryota; Viridiplantae; Streptophyta; Magnoliopsida; Poales; Poaceae
Product: cytochrome P450 71A1-like
Exons: 2
Coding region: 33-1622 (529 amino acids)
Molecular function (GO): oxidoreductase activity, acting on paired donors, with incorporation or reduction of molecular oxygen; monooxygenase activity; iron ion binding
Source: RefSeq, a predicted model, not a curated record
GCAUUGCUACACUACACAGGACAGGCUGAACCAUGGACGUCUCGUCACUCUUUGCUCUCUUGCGCUCGCCAUUCCUCCUCCUCGCUCUGCUGGUGCCAAUCUUCUCCUUGUUCCUCUUCUCUGCCAAGAAGAAGCUUUCUCCGUCCUGCACCGAUGGCGGCCAGCGGCUGCCUCCGUCGCCGCCGGGUUUUCCCAUCCUCGGCCACCUGCCCCUUCUUGGCUCCCUGCCGCACCGGAAGCUCUGGUUGCUGGCCGAGGCGCACGGUCCGGUCAUGCUCCUGCACCUCGGCCGCGUGCCAACCGUCGUGGCCUCCUCGGCGGCCGCGGCGCAGGAGGUCAUGAAGACUCGCGACCUGGCCUUUGCAAGCCGUGCCCAGAUACGCAUGGCCGAGCGGCUGCUCUACGGCCGCGACAUGGUAAUGGCGCCCUACGGCGAGUACUGGCGCCGGGCCCGCCGCGUUUGCGUGGUCCACCUCCUCAACGCGCGUCGCAUCCUAUCCUUCCGCCGCGUCCGGGAGCAAGAGGUCGCCGCCCUGCUCGACGGCGUCCGCCGCCGCUCGCUUCACCCGCCGGGCGUAGUGAACCUCAGCGACAUGCUCACCUCCUACUCCAACGCCGUCAUCAAGCGGGCGGCGUUCGGCGACGGGGAGUACGGGCUCGACGGCGACGACGCGGGUGAGAAGCUGAGGAAGGUGCUCGACGACUUCGAGGAGCUGCUGGGGACGCCCACGGUGGGGGAGUUCGUGCCGUGGCUGGCAUGGGUGGACACGCUGACGGGGCUGGAUGCCAGGGCGACGCGCACGUUCGAAGCGCUGGACGGGUUGCUCGAGCGCGUCAUCGCGGCCCACCGCCAGCGGCGUCUAGCCGGCGGGCCGCUGGUGGGCGACGGCGAGGACGAUCAGCGGGACUUCGUGGACGUGCUGUUGGACGUGAGCGAGACGGGGGAGGAGGCCGGCGGAGUCCGGUUCGACGUGGUCAGCAUCAAGGCAAUUAUGCUGGAUAUGUUUGCCGCUGCCACAGACACAACCUACACGACAUUGGAGUGGACCAUGGCGGAGCUCAUCAACCACCCUUCCGUAAUGCAAAAGCUCCAGGACGAGAUCCGCGCGGCCGUCAAUGGCGCCAGCCAGGUGACCGAGGACCACCUCGGCACGCUGCGCUACUUGAGGGCCGUGAUCAGGGAGACACUCCGUCUGCACGCGCCCCUGCCGCUCCUCCUGCCCCGGGAGACGCUGGAGGACACGGAGUUGCUGGGCUACCACAUUCCGGCACGGACACGCGUGGUGAUCAACGCGUGGGCCAUCGGCCGUGACCCGGCGACAUGGGAGCGCGCCGAGGAGUUCGUGCCCGAGCGGUUCGUGGACGACCCGGCAGAAUAUGGCGCUGGGCAUGACGACUUCAGGGCCGUGCCGUUCGGCGCCGGGAGGAGGGGUUGUCCCGGGGUCGGGUUCGCCGUGCCGUCCAUGGAGCUGGCGCUGGCGAGCCUGCUGUACCAUUUCGACUGGGAGCCGCCGCUAGCAGCCGGCGGCGCAGUGUCGAAGCUGGACAUGAGCGAGCUGUUUGGGAUAUCUGUGCGACUGAAGGCGGCGCUGCAUGUGGUUGCUAAGCCACGGUCUCCAUGACCGUGGUGUUGUACGUACUACUACAACUACUAAUACUUUAAAUGUAUUGAUGAAGGAAUGUUCAUCGUGAGUGGUACCGUUAUGCGUGUAUAUGGAGUACACUAGUGUGUUUGUAAAAUUAAUAUGUUCCAUGCUCAUUA